Messenger RNA from Porites lobata, 486 nucleotides. The record is from the annotation of a GenBank genome assembly. Lineage: Eukaryota; Metazoa; Cnidaria; Anthozoa; Scleractinia; Poritidae.
AUGGCUUUGUCCGACCUGCUGUAUCCUAUAUUCCUCUUCCUUUCUCGUCUUACACUUCUGCACCUUGCAUUUGACGGGUGGCUAAUUGGUGGUCCCCUUGGUCAAGCCUUGUGUAAGCUACCAAGUUUCCUUGCAGACGCUUCCACUUUGGUGUCGUUUCAAAGCCUUAUUCUGAUAACAGUGGAUCGAUUUCAAGCUACUGUAGUUCAACUCCGCUCUCCGCUCAUCAGUCGCAAGUUUUGUCGCUUCUUCAUUCUUGCCACAUGGAUUGUGACAAUGGCCGUUCGUUCGCCAUAUUUUGUUGCUUUCCAACUUGUUGAAUACCCAAGGGGCAUAAAGUGCAAGAAACCGUGGCCGGAAGCCUUCGGAGAAACUACAUGUAGUAACUACCUUCUUGCAGUUGCUAUCAUGUUUUUAUACAUCCCAUUUGUUCUGUUUUUGUUACUUUACUCCAUCAUCCUGUUCACUCAUCAUAGGGGAACUUGA